AUGCUGAACAAGUUGCAGGGGCAGCCGGAGAGUUAUGAGAAGAAGUCCCUAUACAGAUUCGGUCGAACACUAGGCGCCGGCACUUAUGGAAUUGUCCGUGAAGCCGAUUCUCCACAAGGAAAAUGCGCCGUCAAAAUUAUCUUGAAGAAGAAUGUCCGGGGUAACGAGCAGAUGGUUUACGACGAGCUGGAGUUGUUGCAGCGAUUGAACUAUCCGAACAUUGUACACUUUCGCGAUUGGUUUGAAUCCAGGGAUAAAUAUUAUAUUGUGACGGAGCUUGCGACGGGCGGAGAACUCUUUGACCGGAUUUGCGAGUACGGAAAGUUUACUGAAAAGGACGCAUCUCAGACGAUCAAGCAGAUACUGGGAGCAGUGCACUAUCUGCACGAGCGGAACAUCGUCCAUCGAGAUCUCAAACCUGAGAAUUUACUCUACCUCACAUCCGACCUACAAUCAUCCCUCGUCCUUGCGGACUUUGGAAUUGCCAAAAUGCUGGAACACUCUGGCGAUGUACUUACCUCGAUGGCAGGCUCAUUUGGCUAUGCUGCUCCUGAAGUCAUGCUGAAAGAAGGCCACGGAAAACCAGCCGAUAUGUGGUCGAUGGGAGUCAUCACCUACACCUUACUCUGCGGCUACUCACCCUUCCGAUCAGAAAACAUGCGAGACCUAAUCGAAGAAUGCCGCGCUGGCCACGUCCAGUUCCACUCGCGGUACUGGGGCGGCGUCUCGGACGACGCCAAGGACUUCAUCAAGUCCCUGCUCACACCAGACCAAAACAAACGAGCCUCGGCCGAAGAAGCUCUCCAGCACCCCUGGCUCAAGGGCGAAACCGCUACCGACUACAACUUGUUGCCCGAGAUCAAGGCGUACAUGGCACGUGCCCGCCUUCGCCGCGGUAUCGAAAUCAUCAAACUGGCCAACCGCAUCGAAGCUCUAAAAAUGCAAGAAGACGAAGACGAGGAAGAAGGAGGCGCCUCCAAUGCUGACGACCUACCGGCCAACGCAGGCGAGGCCGCGAAACAGGCCGUCCAGGGCGAUUCCGACAGACUCACUUCUGCAUUUCCGUCUCUGGCCGUCACCGACCCGGCGGGAGAUGUCGGACACGCCAGGGAAGACACAGAAUCAUCAUCAUUAUCAUCAUCAGAACCUGCCGGUACCCGAAAGAAACGCAGCUUGAGCCGUAUCGCGCGCGGUGCGAUUUUCCGUGAAGUCGUGCUGGCCAAGGUCCGCGAAAUGAAGCAGGAACAGGAACAGAAAACCGUCGAGCGUGAAGCGAUUGCACGCGCAGAGGCAGGCCAUCAAUAA
Talaromyces rugulosus is the source of this 1305-nucleotide messenger RNA. RefSeq lists its product as uncharacterized. Gene Ontology annotation, biological process: protein phosphorylation; cellular response to oxidative stress. The transcript is spliced from 4 exons. The record is from RefSeq and is a predicted model, not a curated record. NCBI's taxonomy places the organism in Eukaryota, Fungi, Ascomycota, Eurotiomycetes, Eurotiales, Trichocomaceae. The coding region runs from base 1 to 1305 and encodes 434 amino acids. Gene Ontology annotation, molecular function: ATP binding; calcium/calmodulin-dependent protein kinase activity.